AUGAAGAGAACCCACAAUGCCCUGGAAGCGGAUGAGUUUGGACCCGGUGACGCUUCCGGCUCUGCCAUUCGUGGAUCCAAAGUGUCGAGAAAGAUACGAGCCUGUCAACAAUGUCAUACCCGCAAGAUUCGCUGCGUCACAGAGGAUGGAGCCCCAAAGUGUAUACGUUGCACCAAGAAUGGCUUCGACUGCGUCGUGAAUAAGAAUCUACAAGAUCUUUUAGAAGGGGAAUAUGACUGGAAAAAAGCCAUGGAGCAACAGAUGGAGUCCAUGCGCGCCUCAAUGGUAGACAUGAAAGCGAAACUCGAUAACCUGCAAUCGACUCAGCAACAAAUGGCGCUCGCGACCACCUCCCCCGAGACGGUCUCCCGUCUCUCAGCUCCAACGCCUCAUUUGACCGCCAUGACUCGGGAGAACUCACCUGAUACCCAUAGUGCGUCUAGAGACGAAGGCGCCAUUGUCGAUGCUCCUAUGGUGAGUCUCUUUCGAGCGACGAAGCUUCGCAACAUCAGAAGCGAUCCGAGUCGCGACGGUAGAGCAGCCCUGGACCGCCAUCGCCAACCGGACUUUAUCUCUCAAGGACGAAUCACUCUGGCAGAAGCAGAAAGUCUCUUUGCUGCAUUCCAGGGCACCCUCAACGCUUAUCUCUGGGCUGGUGUCGCUCUCGUUCACGAUACCCUCUCAUCAGCCAGGGAAUCAUCCUCACUCCUGGUCGCAGCCACCUUAGCCGUAGCUGCUCUACACACCCAAGACGACGGCCAGAGCUUCGAUCGCUGCUACGUCGUGUUCGCCGAGCUCGCCAGCCAAGCAAUGUUCCAGCGGUACCAUACACUUGACGACAUCCGCGGUCUCUGCAUAGGUGCAUUCUGGCUCUCAGACCUAAGCUGGAAACUUUCCGGGCUCGCUGUACGCAUCGCUACGGAACUUAACAUCCACCAACAUUGUGCACGGGCUUUGCGUGGGGAGACUUCGCAUUCUGAGGAUGUGACGCUGAUCAAUCAUGAGGGAUUCCUUGCACUUCCGGGGGCAAAGGGUUCUGACGUGCGACUUCAUAGCCAGGUCAGCAUAUUCAUCAUCCUGAGUCGAACUUAUAGGACGUUUGGUCUGGAUAGAUCACGCGUCGUUGCGAAUGAUGAGUUUGAUGCGAUACGGCGCUACAAUGGCGAGUUGGGGCAGUGGAAGCAGAGUUGGGAGGCACGACUUGGGGAGCUAGGGUGCGAUCCACAGAUUGGCGAUUACCCAAAGAAAGGCGUUGUGCUACACUAUCACUUCGCCCGCCUUCUUCUCUUCUCCGUCUGUUUGCAGGGUCUUCAACCUACAGAUGGCUUUCUCAUAUCCCUUGAGAGACAGGACUUUAUCAACACCGCCGUAGAGAGCGCAUGUGCAGCACUGCGUUUAAUCCUAGAAGACUCCGACAUGCGUCGCGCCGUGGUGGGAGUCCCUUUAUAUCUCCUCACCACCAUUGCGUACUCAUCCAUCUUUCUGAUCAAAGUCUGUUCGUCGUGGAGGGCUGUUGUCGUACACCUCGCGGUAGACGAUGUAGUCAACCUCGUUGGCCCCAUCAUCUCCAUGCUCAAUGCGACGCAAGCGUAUGCGAGGCAUGUAGCGCAUUACAUUGGGCAAGGUCUUAGUACCAUGCUCGACAAACUCAAGUCGGGAGAGUCGGCGAAUGAGGUACUCAUGCCGCAAUCUGCUAGCAACAGGACGAUGGAAGUACCCCAAGACUCAAGACCAGUCCAACAAGAUUGGGAUCUGAGCUACGGUUGGAUGAUGGGGGACCAGCUUGGAAUGGGGCUAGAAUACAAUCCUGGAGACCUGCUUGGGAUCAUUGGAUCACAAAUGGCAGAGUAA
Fusarium musae is the source of this 1851-nucleotide messenger RNA. RefSeq lists its product as uncharacterized. The transcript is spliced from 4 exons. Lineage: Eukaryota; Fungi; Ascomycota; Sordariomycetes; Hypocreales; Nectriaceae. Gene Ontology annotation, cellular component: nucleus. Gene Ontology annotation, molecular function: DNA-binding transcription factor activity, RNA polymerase II-specific; zinc ion binding; transcription cis-regulatory region binding. The coding region runs from base 1 to 1851 and encodes 616 amino acids. The record is from RefSeq and is a predicted model, not a curated record. Gene Ontology annotation, biological process: regulation of DNA-templated transcription.